Messenger RNA from Chilo suppressalis (striped riceborer), 6243 nucleotides. The record is from the annotation of a GenBank genome assembly. NCBI's taxonomy places the organism in Eukaryota, Metazoa, Arthropoda, Insecta, Lepidoptera, Crambidae.
UGUAGAACAAUGGAGGUGUCCCACUCGCUCACCUUGAAUGAAGCUGCCUUGCAGCAGCUUCCUGAUGAUAAGAAGCCCCACUUCAUAUUCGAGUGGCUUCGUUUCCUUGAUAAGGUUCUUGUGGCUGCACAUAAGUCCGACAUCAAAAGCUGUCAGCAGAAAUUAGUGGCUCAACUACUCAAUCUUCUGCGUGAGUCAUUGGGUGCUCCCGCUCGACGGUUGCUGGCCAGAUGUCUUGCCACCCUGUUUUCAGUUGGCGAUACAUUUCUACUGUUUGAUACAGUCAACAAGUGUAAUGAUAUCAUCAAAGUGAAAGAUGACUCACCAUCAUAUUUGCCAACAAGACUUGCUGCAAUCUGCUGCCUGGGAAGCAUGUAUGAAAAGCUUGGCAGAAUGAUGGGCAGAUCCUAUGAAGAGACAGUGACUACCCUAGUUCGUUCUCUCAAGAGUGCAGAAUCUCAAACUAGGCUGGAGAUUAUGAACACAUUAGAAAAGAUCUGCGUGGGUAUGGGCGGGGCCGCCGGUGGUGCUUUGCGCGAAGUAUGGCGCGCGGCCCGGGGAGCCCUAGUGUCGGAGCGGUCGUCGGCGGUGCGGGCCGGGGCUGCGAGGGCCCUCUGCAAGCUGUUGCCGCUUGUACGUCUGACCCCGGCUGAUUUGGAUGCGUUGGCUGCGGCUUGCUUGCGCGCCGCUCAUCCUAGUGACUAUGCUUUAAGGUGUGCUAUUGCAGAGCUUCUCGGCAGUCUCAUUGCUCAAACACAAGCGGGAGAAGACCCUAAUCUCAACAGUAAACUAAAAGCAGGAGCUCAAUCAGUUCAACAAAAGAAGGAUCCUCCAAAGAAUGUUGUGUCGCUCGACGAAGCCCUAAACCUCCUAAUGGGUGCGUUCCUAAGAGGGGGCACUUCUUUCCUCAAAGGGGAGAUCAUAAAGUCUGGCUCAGGCGUCAACAGGGAGGUCCGAGUGUGCGUCACGCAUGCUUACGUGAUAUUCGUGCAAAACAUGGGCGGAGUGUGGCUUGAACGCAAUAUGACCACGUUUCUGACGCACGUGUUGGACCUUGUGGCCAAUCCCAAGGCGGCCAGUUCUCACGUCGACGCUGUUUAUUCCAGGAAGUGCAUAAACUACAUUCUGCGCAACACGCUCGGCAAAAUGUUGGGCGAGAAGGCGCAAGCGUCUGCGUGUCGCGAGAUCAUACAGAUCGUCGUCAAGCAGAUGAACAGCAUCGACUUCAACCCGGAGAACGCUAAGGAUUGCAAUCAGGAAACCCUAUUCAGCCAACACUUAUUAGUAUGUGCGCUGACAGAAGCUGGCGAGUUGGCCUUACAGCUGGGGACUUCAGUACAGAACUUGAUCAAUGACACCUCCCUCAAUAUGGUCAACGCCAUCUUCUCCGUGUUAGAGCACCCUUGCGCCGCGGCCCGUUUAGCAACCGCUCGCUGCGCGCGUUGCGUGUGCGUCGCGUUGCCGUCGCAGCUGACGCCGCUGCUGGACGCGUGCUGCACCGCGCUGGACAACGCGCGCCCCACGCCGCACCACAUCGCCGGUUAUUCAGCGGCUCUAGCGGCUAUCUUAGGCGCUGUCCGUCUAUCCCCCCUGGGUAUUCCACACGGGCGGGGUAAAGUGGCAUUUAACGCUGCAGAACAGCUCCUAAGAUCUGCCGGCCAAAGCAGUAGAUUAACCGCCGCCAGGACUAAUGCUGGGUGGCUUAUAGUCGGGGCUAUUUGCACGUUAGGAGUGCCAGUAGUGCGAGGACUUUUACCAAGAAUGUUGCUGCUGUGGAGGAAUAGUUUUCCACGCUCGGCCAAAGAGUUGGAAUCCGAAAAGGCUCGCGGAGAUGCGUUCACUUGGCAGGUGACAUUGGAAGGGCGAGCGGGGGCAUUGUCAGCGCUGCACAGUUUGUUGAUACACUGUCCGUCUCUCGUGAACAGUGACGACACGGCAAAACGACUGUCGCAGCCAAUCGACGGGGCUAUCGCUGUUCUCACUAAUGUGGGCGGCGUGGUCCGCAACUACGGCGGCGCUUUGAAGGCGCCGGCGGCGUUGCUGCGCUUGCGUCUGUACCAAGCGGGCUGCGCGCUCAGCUGGCAACAGGGCCCGCCGCCGCCGCCCGCCGCGCCGUUGUUGAGACUACUCGCCGCCGAGAUAGCGGGCUCGGCUGACCCGAGCGGCGCUACUGUUGCUACAGGUCUUCUGAUGUCAUCGAUGCAUCCACGAGAUUCUAUACUGCUAGGUGAAGAAUGCUGGAUCUAUGAUACAGAUCAUGCUGAAAUUGAAGAACAGCUCAUAUCGCCGCUGAGCGCCCGCGGCUCUGGCGCGCUGGAACACGACCCGUGCUGCGUGUACCGAGCGGCGGUGCCGGCCACACCUGCAGCUGCCGCCGCUUCCGGUACCGCGGCCCAACCGCUUGGAGUGGCAGUUAUAGACGCUGCAGUGGCACUGUUCCCGCUUAUAUUCGCUAGAGCCGCGAAUAAACACAGACAGCAAAUGCUAGAGCAUUUCGCGGAAUGCAUCAAGAUGUCCAAAGGCCCUAGACAAGAGGCGAUACAGAUCAACGUGUACACCGCCCUACUGCUGGCGCUGCGAACGUUGGCCGAGCAGAAGUGCUCGCUCGGCCAGGACCCGGUGAAGGCAGUUGCUACGGAACUCAUUGUGAAUGGCUUAUCGGCAUCAAGCGCAACAGUUCGCGCUGCAGCUGCUUCCUGCGCCGGCCGCCUUUGCGGUUGCAUCACUGAAGCUGAAAGCCAAUCGCUAAGCGAACGCGUGCUCGUUCUAGCGAGAACAGCGGCCGCUAGACCCACGCGGGCGGCCGCUGCAGCCGCUGUGGGGGCCGUGCAGCGGGCUAGGGGCACCGCGUCUAGCGCUGCAGCGCUGCCCGUGCUGCGAGCGCUGGCUCAAGACAGCGCCAGCGUUGAAGUACAGGUUUGGUCCGUACACGCGCUAUCAGUGCUAGCCGACGCAUCGGGCCCUAUGUUCCGCUCCCACGUGGAGUCCACGUUGAAUCUCGCUCUGAAGUUGCUAUUCACGACCCCACCUUACUUGGAGGACUUACAUAGAAGCAUUGGAAGAUUGUUGUCAGCUUUGAUCACCGUCGUGGGACCGGAGUUGCAAGUGUGCGCAGUGAGCCGAUUCGUAUGCGCUUGCGCGGCCCUAAGCGAAGGCAGCACCGGUGGAGGUGGGACAGCUCGGGCCGAAGCUGCGGGAGGGCUGCAGCAGCUGCAAAUGUUCGCGCCCGACCACAUCAGUCUACAUACUAUCGUGCCGCAGCUGUGCCGGGAUCUCUCAAGCUCAGAGUUGGCGGUGCGUCGCGCGGCUUUGUGCUGUCUCCGCCAGCUGUCGCAGAAGGAAGCGGCGGAGGUGUGCAAAUACGCCAUGCUGGCGAAGGACCAUGUACCCACCAGGCCUUACAGCGGCGUAGUGAUAACCGACACCGGUCUCCCGGGCGCCUUAUUCGCGUACUUGGACAUUGAGCGGGAUAUGACCGCGAUAUCGUACGCGCGGGACACUUUGACGUGCUGCCUUUUAGCCGCCGCCGCCGCCGCCUCGCCUGCGGUUCGAGACUGGCUGCUGCUGUGCCGACGUGUGCUGUGCGUGCGACUAGAAGACAACAACAAUCCAGAUACAGAUUUGGACGCAGAAGGCGACGACGACCAGGCGGAGUUCCACGCGGAGUCCGAGCAAUCCACUCACCCCGCAGUGCAGUCCAGGUGGCCGACUAGGGUGUUUGCUAUGGAAUGCAUUCAGAAGUUGAUGAGCGCUUGCGAAGCGACUGGCGACAUCGCCCACUUCGAUCUCAUCAAAGCUAAGGAGAAAUUGCAAACUGACACAAAUGGCGAGUAUCUGUCGUUGCACCUAUCGGAACUCAUACGCAUGUCGUUUGUUGGCGCGACCGGUGAAUCGGACGCGUUGCGACUGACGGGAUUGCGUACAUUGCAACAUAUCAUAAGGGCGUAUGCGCGUGCGCCAGAGCCUGACUUCCCGGGACAUUUACUGCUUGAACAGUAUCAAGCGCAGGUGGGUGCAGCAGUGCGAGCGGCGUUUGCCGGUGAAACGGCUUCGCACGUGACGGCGGCCGCUUGCGACGUGUGCUCCGCCUGGAUCGGAUGCGGAGUAGCUCGAGACAUCAACGAUCUACGAAGAGUGCAUCAACUACUCGUGUCAAGUUUGGAUAAGUUGAACACGAAAGGGAACACAACUUUAGUGUACAACGAGAGUAUGGCCACGCUCGAGAAGUUGUCUAUCUUAAAAGCUUGGGCAGAGGUAUACAUAGUAGCUAUGGUAAGCAACGGCAGCGCGCCCGGCAGCUACGUAAAACAACUGGACACUAAACCAUUCAAUGUCAAAGCUGAACUAGCCAAAUGGCGGAACACUUUACUGCAAAACAACAACCAGAUCGAUAACUCUGAGCAUGAAGCCGGAGACGAUGAGUACGGCGAGUUUGAGUCGAAAGGGGAAUGUUUGCUUAAAUUGGUUGAACCGGAAUUGGAGAGUUUGGGCGAGAAUUGGUUGGCUGCCUUGAAGGAUCAUGCGUUGCUGAGCUUACCUCCAGAAUUCGCCUCCCAAUUGCCUCACGGAGGCGGCGCUUUCUACAGCGCUGAAACGGCCGAAGCUUCUCGAGCCCACUAUGCCCACGCGUGGCCUGCAUUACUACUGGCUGCUGCAUUAAGAUAUAAUGCCCACACUGCCCACAACUCUGAUACCCAACCAGACGACAAAACCGACAAUGUAGACAACAAACCUGCAAAAACUGAGAAUGGGAAUUUUGAAUUCUUCGAACCUGUUGACGAGAGAUUCCAUUUAUUGUUUGGAAUAUGCAUGGAAGCCUUAUGCGCACAAAGGGAUAUGAGCAUUGAAAAUACGAUCUCUGUACUCUUAUCAUUAGUUACAUUAUUGGAUGCCCCCGAAAAUAGGGCUCGGCUACUAAAAGACAGAGCAUUAGCCAUUGAAUUGUGCCAAAUUAUUCAUCGAGCAGGUCUCACUCAAGAAAGUAUAGAAGCCCUGUUACUUGCCGCCGAUGUUCUCAAACUUAUUAUAGAUGGUGCUAGGGAGCAACUUCAUGCCAAUAUGCAGUCUAAGAUCAAAGAAUUGGCUCCAAACGAAGCAUCUGACGGCGCCAUACCCCAAUCAGUACUUGAAGUGGUUCACACAUUAGGUGAAGGGGGCCCCACUGGCGACUUACCCCCUGGAAAAUCGCUAGUUUUCGCAGCGUUAGAACUAUGCGUUUGUUUAUUAGUCAGGCGAUUACCAUCCCUUAGCCCUAUGAAGCAAGGCGGUAAUGUGGGGGUGAUUGGGGUCCCUAGAGGAUUGGGGGUGCAUGGAGACACUUUGUUGGUGAAAAGCUUGGCCGCUAUGGCGGAAUUGCCCACGUUGUGCAGUCCACAGGGUGCAUUAUCCGUGCUACCAACAAUACUAUAUCUAGGCACAGCGAUUCUCAAAGAGUGCAAAGGCGACGGCGUAGUCUCAGAAGCGGGAGUUCUUCUACUACAACAAGCUAGUGAAUGUCGCGCUGCCAGACUUACUGAAGAUACUAGGACACAACAUACGGCUUUAUUACACGCUACGCUAGCUGAACUCGUUGAUGCGGUGAAAAGCGAUGAGCCCGACCAACGCAUCGAAUCAGUGGUAGGAGCUCGGGCUAUGGCGGUAUUAUUGAACAAAGCAAAUCCCGCGCCGCCCUUACACUACCCCUGCAUCAACCACUUCAGACAGUGUCUGGAAACCUCUGAUAACGAGGUGUUCGCGUCAUGCGUGUCAGUGCUACGCAGCGUAUGGGGCAGCGGCACCUGCGCGGGGUGGUGGGCGCGAGCGCUGGCCAGCAGAGUGAUGGCGCGCGCCGUCUCCGCCAGGCACCCCGCCGACAUGACGCACACUAAGGCUGCCGUGUGUGCUCUCACCGCGCUCACAGACCUGGUGGGCGCCGCGCCUGAACACGCGCGUAUUCAACUACUCUGGGUCCUGGUUCCGAUAGUGAUGUCGUACCUUCGUGAAGGCAAUGAGCUACCUCGAGCUCCUCCACACGUGCGUUCACUCCACGACUUCGCGUUGCAAUGGCUCAACCGCAUCGGGCCGAAAUACCCACAGGAGUUCAAACAAAUGAUGCAAUCCCAAGAAUUACGCUUACGUCUCGAGAGCGCCGUGAAGGCUUCGCAAGCGGCCCGGGCUGCUAGGACCGCGGCCCCAAGACCCAUCCUGACUCGGCCCGCUCGGCCCACCAUUCAACUGCGCACGGACUUCAGUGACUUUAGAUAA